Astrephomene gubernaculifera is the source of this 1309-nucleotide messenger RNA. The record is from the annotation of a GenBank genome assembly. Lineage: Eukaryota; Viridiplantae; Chlorophyta; Chlorophyceae; Chlamydomonadales; Astrephomenaceae.
CGCCUCCUCCUCGCCCGCCCCAGCCCCCCUCUCCGCCCUCACCCCGCCCCUCUCCACCUCGCCCUCCCUCUCCCCGACCCCCUCGCCUCCCUCCGCCCUCACCCCGCCCCCCGCCCCCCUCACCUUCACCACCACCUCCCAGCCCUCAAGGCCUGCUCCACUUCGGCCGGCCCGAGGGCUGCUUCAUGUUCCCGGGCCUCAGCGCCGCCAACCAGAGGAAGUACGACUUCAAGCUCUUCCCCGGCCCCACCACCGACCUGGCCAAGAACUUCAACCCGCACCAGUGCGAGGUGGCGGUGCGGGAGGCGGGCUACAUGUACGUGGGCAUCGUGGCUGGCCGCAAGUGCUACGGACUGAACUCGCUGGUGCCGGGCUUCCAGCUGCCCGACACGGCGUGCGCGCCUUGUGUUGCCUUCCAGUAUAGUCGCAACGCGUGCGGGAGCGACAGCGCCAUGACCAUCUACGACCUGGGAGACCUGUUCUAUCCGCCACCCAGCUGGGAGUACUGGCCGCCUCCAGAUGGCGCCCCGGACGAGCCAACGCGCUAGACCUGGUCCAGUGAUGCUCUGUAUUGUAGUGCGCUUUCUCUCUCUGUUUCAUCCUUUCUGUAGCUGCACGUUAGGUGGUCACUGUCUCUUGUGUUUCGUUGUUUCUUGAAGAAAGCACCCGGGAUGAUGCAGUACUAGCCAUGUGCACCCGUACACAUAGUGCCCUCCUUAUUGUUUUUCCUGCGAAAAGGUUUUUGGCUAUUCAUGGCUAGUUACCCCAACGGGUAUCGUAGCUGCUGGUGAGGUGGGGAAUCCUUGCGUGCAUGUGCAGCAGCAUUCUUGCAGCGGCGGCGGAGCCAGCAGGGAUUAGGAGAAUUCACGUCAUGCCAUUGCAUGUGAUUCAUGUUGUACAGGCCGUGAGCUCGCCUCGUGGGCAUUGCUGCUUUGGUUGCUAGGAUUUGCAUGGCGUGUCAGACCCUGUCAAACAGCAUUUGAGUGUAGUUAAACACAUUGGGUAUUGGAAAUCCGGUUGUGACGUUUAGGUGUGUUGCACUGUAUCGAGUCGUCAUGCGUGCGUGUUUAGGUACAGUCCGCGCCGUACAGACGUAUGUCAACAAUGACACCUGCGUGGCAGUGCUGAGCGAUGAUGGCUGUCUGCAAGAGGUGCGGAAAUGCAGACCUGGCCGUAACCCAGCGACGUGCCAUGCGUGUUUCGGUUACACAUUCCAUUGUUGGCAUUUGCAGCACCGUACCGAUCCCGCCGCAAUGCUUUAUUUGUACUAAUGGUGCGUACAUGCUAUAGAUGUAAUGUUGUUGGUUGA